Messenger RNA from Archocentrus centrarchus (flier cichlid), 15234 nucleotides. RefSeq names its product bassoon (presynaptic cytomatrix protein) b (gene bsnb). Lineage: Eukaryota; Metazoa; Chordata; Actinopteri; Cichliformes; Cichlidae. The record is from RefSeq and is a predicted model, not a curated record. Gene Ontology annotation, biological process: protein localization to synapse; presynaptic active zone assembly. Gene Ontology annotation, cellular component: glutamatergic synapse; GABA-ergic synapse; cytoskeleton of presynaptic active zone. Gene Ontology annotation, molecular function: structural constituent of presynaptic active zone; metal ion binding.
AUGGGGAACGAGGCCAGUAUGGAAGGGGAGGGACAGGCGGGACAGCCCGGCCCCGCCGUCCCUGCAGCAGGGGCUCCGGCUUCCAUUUCAGCACCACCGGACUCUGGACAGCUCAUCAAGCCCAGCAAUGGAGCGCCAGCCGGAGGAAGUGGGGCUGGACCCGGGCCGGGGAUUAACAGGCCACCUCCAUCAGACCCAGGACCUAAAGCAGGAGUGCAGAUCGGGCAUGGGACAGGUGACAGGUUGGCUUCCCAUGACACCCCACAGCAUGCUGCACCUCAUGGAGAGCAGGGCCAGGGCCAUGUGGCCAGAAAGAGUCUGCAGGUGGACGUGGGUAGUAGCAGAACUGGGAGGUCCCCUUCUGUGUCCCCAGACCGAGGCAGUGUCCCCACCUCCCCUUACUCUGUGCCUCAAAUAGCACCCAUGCCCAGCAGCAAACUGUGCCCCGUCUGCAAAACCACCGACCUGAUGGGCACUGGGGAUGACAAGCCGAAUUUCAACACCUGCACGCAGUGCCGCUCCAUGGUGUGCAACCAGUGUGGCUUCAACCCAAACCCUCACCUAACAGAGGUCCAAGAGUGGUUAUGUCUAAACUGUCAGAUGCAGAGAGCACUGGGAAUGGACAUGACCACACCACGCUCCAAGAGUCAGCAACAGAUUCAAUCUCCUUCUCAUGCAACCAAUCUAGAACCUAAACCUGAUGCUUCAACUCAGCCUGCACCUCAAACGCAUACACCUCCUCAGACACAGCCUCCAUCGCAGGCCCAACCAGUGCCUGGCCCUACUAAACAGACUGGUCCAGCUGGCUCAGGCCAACAACAAACAAAGCUGCCUCCAGGAGCAGUCCCUCUCCCUGGGAUGGCCAAGGCCCCGUCCCAACCUGAUUUGUCCCGCAGCUCGCCCGCCCACCAACCUCAGCACCCCCGCCAGGACCAGACACGCAGUGCAGGAAGCUCCCCUUCACGACAGCCCCCACCUCCAGAGCAGACUUUUGGGAAGUUGUUUGGCUUUGGUGCUUCUCUUCUCAACCAAGCAAGUACUCUCAUAUCUGAGACUACUCAACCCCAACAACAGCCCCCAAAACCAGCCCCCAAACCAGGAGGCGCUCCUGGUCCAGGACCUGGGGCAGGCAAACCCUCAGGACCUCAGCCUGUGCAACAAGGGCCUCGACCCCCUUCUCAGCAGCAACAACAGCAUCCUCCCCCGGACUCCUCUAAGCCCAAAGCCUCUUGCCCCCUCUGCAAAACAAAUCUCAACAUAGGUAACACAGCAGAGCAACCCAACUACAACACCUGCACACAGUGCCGCUCUCAAGUGUGCAACAUGUGUGGAUUCAAUCCCACUCCACACCUAGUCGAGAAGAAAGAAUGGUUAUGCUUGAACUGCCAGACACAGCGGGCCCUGUCAGGAAGCUUGGGAGAUAUUCCGCCUCCUGUUCCACAGCCCAUGGGAUCCCCCCGGUCACCUGCUCCAGCCAAUCAACAACCACCUCAACAGAAAGGGCCCAAUCUGCUAUCAGGGCCCAGGGCCACAGGUCCUCAGCAACAACAGAAACCAGCGGGUCCCCAAGUAAGUGGCCCUCUCUCUAAUGUGAAACAGGCUGGGCCUGCCCCUGAAACCAAGGGUUCUGCCCAACCUAAGGGUUCAACCCAACCACCUUCCCAAGCUAAGGGUCCAACACAACCCUUGGCUCAAAGUAAGGGACCUGGUCAGGUGAAAGGUCCUAAUCAGUCACACCCUCAAAGUAAGACCCCUGCUCAGUCAGCUAAUCAAACGAAGGGCCCGAGCCAGGCCAAAGGGCUGACUCAGACAAAGGGAUCUGCUCAGCCCUCUGCUCAGACUAAGGGCCCUUCUGGUGCCAAGGCUUCAUCUACCCCUGGUAAAGCUGCACCCAACAAUGCCAAGGCUUCUUCCACCCCUUCAAAAACCGUACCUACUCAGUCUAAACCCACAGGUAACAACCAGGCCCGCAAACAGCCACAAAGCCAGGAGAAGACUAAAGUUGCAUCUAAAUCUCUAAAAGAAGACGUCAAAGCCUCACCAAAGAAGGCAUUAUCAGAGACUGUCACUUCUCCAAAAGAGAAGAAGAUAGCUGAAGAUGCGCAGAAGUCAAGACACCAUGAAGAUUACAACAAAUCAAGUUCUCAGAGUUUAAGUGACACUGGAUACUCUUCAGAUGGCAUCUCAAGCUCUCAUGGGGAAAUUACUGGUCAGAUCCGGGAAGAAGGAAUCAAGCUCAAUGAAAGAGGUGCUUCCAUACCCUCAGAAAUCACCAAGUUGGAGAGCUCUAUGAAACCUCUGCUAGAAUCAAAGAGUGCUUCAGACCAGAAGCACAGGCCACAUUCACUGUCUGUAGGACAGGACAGGGAUGUCAGUCCUGAUGACGAUGCAGCAAGGGAUGAAUCAGAAGAUGACCUCAGUUGUAAGCUUCGGCAUGAUUAUGUGGAGGACAGCAGUGAAAGUGGUCUCUCACCAUUGCCAGUAAGACAGAAGAAAUCACAUAAAGAUUUAACAGAUGAAGAAUACAUGAGGAGGCAAAUUAUGGAGAUGAGUGCUGAUGAGGAAGAUUUAGAAGAUUAUGGAAAUCAGAAAGCAAAAAGACACAUAACAAGUGGGGAUUUAAGAAAAGAGUGGCGACGACUCUCUCAUCAUUCUAAUAGUUUUGAGGAGGACACCAAGGUUUCAGAAGGAGCUUAUAAGGCAAAUGAAGAGGAAGACGUUGUAAUCGCCGGAGGCCUUCGCCGCUUUAAAACCAUUGAGCUGAAUAACACCAACAGCUACAACCGAGACAUGGAGCUCAGUACUGAGCAUGACCUACGAGAACCAGAACUAGAGAUGGAGAGUCUCACUGGGUCUCCAGAGGAGCGGUCUAAAGGAGAGUAUUCAUCAACUCUGCCUGCCACCACUCCCAGCUACACCUCUGGAACCUCCCCCACAUCUGUGUCAUCCAUGGAGGAUGACAGUGACAGCAGCCCUAGUCGUAGGGCCCGACUAGAGGAGGCCAAGCAGCAGAGAAAGGCUCGGCAUCGGUCCCACGGGCCACUGCUGCCAACUAUUGAGGACUCAUCUGAGGAGGAUGAGCUUAGAGAGGAGGAAGAACUGCUUAGAGAACAGGAGCAGAUGAGAGAUUUAGAGCAACAGAGGAUCAGAAGUACUGCCCGAAAAACAAAAAGGGAUAAAGAAGAGCUACGAGCCCAAAGACGCAGAGAAAGGUCCAAAACUCCCCCAAGUAAUCUCUCUCCUAUUGAGGAUGCAUCACCAACAGAGGAGCUGAGGCAGGCUGCUGAGAUGGAGGAACUUCACAGAUCAUCAUGUUCAGAGUACUCACCUUCCAUGGACUCGGAGGCAGAAGGCUUUGAGGUGAUUGGUGGAAAGCUUUACAAAUCAGGAAAUGAAUAUAACCUUCCAACUUUCACUUCACUCUACUCUCCAACAGAAAAGACAGCAGUGUUACCGUCUGAUAAAACACUGAAAAGUGCAGAGGAGGUGUAUGAGGAGAUGAUGAAGAAAGCACAGCUCAUGCAGAGGCAGGGACAAAUAAUUAAUCAGCAGAAAGGUACCUCGCAGUCUGAUGAUAAGCAUCAUCUUGAACCUGGAACUGCCCUUACCCCUGGCUCAAGCCCAACACAGGUUUCUGCACCUAUGUCCUUCUCCACAACAGGCAGUGAUCCAAGAAUUCCAGGUAUUCAUGCAGCACAGCAUCUAUCAAAAGAAACACAAAACAGGAUGAUGACACAGAGUGCCAAAAUUGAAGGUGUUGUUGGCGUUGCCACAACAAAAGCUGUGAGUCAGACUGUCACAAAUCGCCAAACAGGUGGCACAGUGCCUGCUGGCACCAAAGUCGGCUCCCAGAGGCCAACACAGGCACCAUCUGACCCUGGAACAUCCUCCCUGACUUCUAGAGUCUUUUCCAUUUUCAAAGGUCCUAGCCCUCCAGUCUCUCCCACUACUUCUCCAGUGCAAAGUCCAACUCAUGCACCAUCUGUGCGACCCACUAGCAGUAGUGGGAGGCAGCUGCCAUCUUUGCCUGGUGGUCCUACAUCAGCUGCAGCAUCCCAUGGGGCUCAGACACCUCAAAGAGCAGUUUCACCACGUCUUGUACGACAGCAGUCCUCGCAAGAUUCACCAGUGAUGGUGAUAACGCUUGGCUCUGAAACAACUAGUCCUUCCAAGCCACUUACUGUUAAUUCUUCCACUUCACCUUUGUCAUCACCACAGGCUGGUUGUAAAACACUGUACAGCUCUCAGCCCCCUUCAGCAAGUUCACCAACAUCACCUCAAAGGCACCCAUCGCAACAGUCCCUAAAACAUUCUUCUCAGAUGGCUCAAAAUGUUGAAAAAGUAAAUGUAGGUAUAAGCGCUGGAUCUAUGGAAAUAUCUCUAGGUAAAAUUUCAAAUAUUCAAGGCACUUCAAAGGUUGUAGGUCAGGGUGAAGCACUUCCUGGCACUAAUGUUGUGGAUCUGAGAGCCCCAAUGAGGCCAGCUCCAAUUAUAAUGACAGACCAGGGGAUGGACCUAACAUCUUUAGCCUCUGACACGAGAAGAUAUUCUUUAGGAUCAGAGCAGCCAUCUGGUAGACACACAUUAGUGCAACCUCUUAUUAUGAACCUAAAUGCACAGGAGCAACCACAUGUAUCUGUAUCAACACCGACCACAGUUAGUGUCACAGUCGCAGGUUCAGCAUUCAUAUCCCAACCCAAGCAACCUGUUGUGUAUGGAGAUCCCUCAAACCGUGUGGACCUUGGGCAGGGUGUUGGAUCAGCUGUCUGUUUAACGCAAAGUAAGCCACCAAUCACGGACCCAGCUAUUCCCAUUGAUGCCUGUCUGGAGACUGGUAUACAACAGCAACAACUACAGUUACAGCAGCAGAAGCUCCUGCAGCAGCAACAGCUUCUGGAGCAACAGCUUCAACAGCACCAGCAGCAAUCCUCUUUUGCUCGUUAUAAUUUGGCUAAUCAAGUCCAGCCACUGCUGAUGAAAAAAGACCUUGUAGUGAGCCAGACAAGCAGCGCGCAGCCUGGAGUGACUGCUAGUGCCAUACCUAGAGUUUCUCCACUAGCUCCACCUUCAGUUUCUGGGGCUCCUGCUUCUAAUGUUCCCCACGAAUUGUAUGGUGGAGUUGCCUUAGAACUAAAAAAUAAGCCAACAGUAAUGAACCUAUCCACAGGUAAACCCCAUGUUAUGAUGGUGCACCUUGAUGAGAGUAACCCAUCACAAAGUGGCACAGUGACUCAACUGAUAAAGCGAGAGGAACCUCCUCCCCCUCCUCAGGUCUUGGAUCUUACAGGACAGAUCAAACCAGAAAACCAAGUGGCUUGUUGUGAUGUUGUUUACAAAUUGCCCUUUGCUGGUUCCUGUUCAGGGUCACUAACUCAGAAGUCUACCACAGUAUCCUCAGAUAAAAACACCACCACUGAAAGCUCUCAAGCAGCCCAUGCUCUCCCCACUCACUACAGCGUUAACCAACAACAACAGCAGCAACAACAACAACAACAACAGCAACAACAACAACAACAACAACACCAGCCUCAAGUUACACAAGGAAUGACAGAUGAACACAAACCAUACCAAACACCCAUAGUCCCCUCAGGAAGAAUACAGCCAUCCAUGUCUGAUACUAAUCUGCCUUCCAUGACUGAUGCCAGCCACUACCAGAGUAAUGUCCAAGGUGGUAUGGCAGUAGAUCUUAGCAGUAUGAAUCAGGUUUAUGAUGGUGGAUACCUUGGCAUGGGAGCUCAGUAUGGUUCUUACACAGACUUGCGUCACCAAGGAGAUCUUGCAGGCCCUUCAUUACCCCUUCGCCGGUAUGGCUCCAUGUCAAAUAUCAGUUCAGACUAUGCUUACAGUUCACGUGACCUAACAGGAUCACAGGACUCCAAUUUGGCUCAGUAUAGUGCAACCACUGCCAGGGAGAUUAGUCGCAUGUGUGCAGCUCUUAACACAGUGGAUCAGUAUGGGAGCCGGUAUGGAACUAACCCAGAAUUAUCAUAUGGGGCUGGAAGGGGUGGGCCUUUAGCAAGAUUAAAUCUCCAGCAAAGCUUAGCAUCAAUAAGAGCAAAUUUACUGUAUGGACCAGAUGGAAGGCCAACAGCAAAUGGCCAAACCUUAACAAAUCUAAUAAAUGCUAGACAAGCUAGUAUACGCGCCUUGUACCCUGCUGCUUUGAGGGGAGGUGAUGGCAUGAUAUAUUCCACCAUAAAUACUCCCAUUGCCUCUACCUUGCCAAUUACUACACAGCCUGCCUCGGUCCUGCGCCCCAUGCCUAGAGGAAUUUACAGACCAUACCCUACAGGUGUAACUGCUGUACCUUUGGCUAGUCUUACAAGAUUGCCUCAGUUGACUCCCAGGAUGCCUCUGUCCACGCAGGGACCAUAUUCUUACCCUCCUCCAAACCAGUAUCAAGCUUCUGCCACACCAUCAGGAAGUAUGCCUGGGGUAAGCAGCUCACACCAGGAAACUCCAGUGUACCUCGGAAAGCCUUUAACAACAGUUGCUGCACAAACACCUACAACAAUUGCACCACCGCAGCCUGUGGCACAGAAUGUUCCUGCUCCUGGGAUGUACACAACAGCUGAUCAUCAAGUAGACCAUACCUCACAGACUGUUACAUCUCUCUCUCAAGCUCAAAGCCAUCCACCAACUGUCCAGCCAGUGCAGGCACAGCAGUUGCCUCCACAAACUGAGCCGUUAUCUUUGACUCAAACCCAAACUCAAGCACAACCCGUCAGUCAGCCUCAACCAUUAGUCCUGCCGCAAAGCCAGUCGCAAGCAACGCCACAUGGUUCUGCCCAAGCACCAAGUUCCAAACUUUCUCCUACAACAGACGCUCAGAAAGGUAAGGAAGAUGAGAGACUAAGUCAGCAACAAGAGCACAUGCUGCAGUUAGAACGAGAGCGGGUUGAACUAGAGAAAUUACGGCAGUUGCGUCUGCAAGAGGAGCUUGAAAGAGAUCGUAUGGAGCUUCAGCGUCACAGAGAAAAAGAACAGCUACUGGUUCAGCGUGAGAUCCAAGAGUUGCAGACAAUCAAACAGCAAGUCCUACAGCAACAGCAAGCUGAGCGUGAGACACAGCUCAUUAUGCAGAGGGAACAACUAGCUCAACAGAGAAUGCAGCUUGAGCAAAUUCAGUCAUUGCAGCAGCAGCUCCAGCAGCAGUUGGAGGAGCAAAAAAGGCAAAAGACAGCAGCAGUGGAGGCAGCAGCGGCUGCUGCAGCGGCUGAAGCUGCUGCUGCAUCUGCUGCAGCCGCAGCAGCAGCGACAUCUGCCCAGGGUGCUAUUCAAGGGGUUGUUGUUGGAGGAGGUCCCCCUCAAGGGUUUAUUAUUUGUGACCAGAGUGGUAGAGUUAUUCAGCAAGAUGGGCAGAGUGUUCAGUUUUGGCAAGAUGGACAGCUGGUCCAAGCUGUGGUGGCUGCUCGACCUAUUCAUAGUUCAGCCUCUGAAAUGUCUUUAAGAAGCAGUGACAACAGGUUGACUCUAAGAUUAUGAAAAAAGCAGAACUCCAUGCCUCGGCUGAGGGAUGGCUCAGAGGAGGACUCUGUGAAAAGGAUUACAGACAGCUGUGUGCAAACAGAUGAUGAAGAUGGAGAGGACAGAUUCAUCAACAGGCGCAGGAGAACUAGGCGCAUUGCAGACUGCAGUGUCCAGACUGAUGAGGAGGACCAGGCAGAAUGGGACCAACAGCCAGUAAGGCGUCGGCGAUCACGUGUCAAGCACUCUGAAUCUAGUGGUGAGGCUAAAUCUGAAGGAUCAUCUAAAGUGGUUUCUGCAAGCAUAGCUAUUCAGACCACAAAUGACUCAUCAUGCCAAACAGAGCCUGACCAGCUAGGCAGGAUUUCACCUGCAAUCCACAUUACAGUGGCAGAGACCUCAAAGGUUGACCUAUUGCAUUACAUAGCAGCUCCUGAAAGAACCCACAAAGGAGAGAGUCUGGCCUGCCAGACAGAACCAGAGUCUCAUUCAGGUGUGGUCGCCCCUCAGCUGAGUGUCCCCACAACUAUCAGCCCUUACUCAACAAGUCUGCAUAUAGUUGGUGCGAACACAUCUGACCCUGUCUCCCCAAGACUCCAAGGAGUUGCUAAGUUUGAGAGGAGGAAACCAGACCCCCUGGAAAUUGGCUAUCAGCCACAAAACGAGUCUCGUCAGCCCCCAAAUCUCCCCAAGUGCUUAUACUCCCCUGUAUCUCCACUGUCUCCUCAUCGUAUGCUAGAGACAACAUUUGCCUCACAAGAGAAGCUUAAUAAGGCCCAUGUAACUCCCCAGCAAAAGGCAUUUACUGCCGAGUCACCCCAGCGCCACCAGACCCUGCCAAGACCCAUAAAAAGUGUACAGCGCUCCAUGUCGGAUCCCAAGCCUCUCAGCCCUACAUCAGAGACACCUGCCAAGACCAGGUUCUCUCCAUAUCACCAACAAGCGGUGUCUAACAGUCAGCAGAUGGCCUCCCUGCAGCAGCAGCAGAACUCUCUGAUGAGGAAAGUAAAGAGGACUCUCCCCAGCCCCCCUCCAGAGGAGACUCCACUUCCCAUUGUUACUCCAGCACAAAUGUACAGCUCUCCUGGCAUGCAUCAGAGGGUCCUUCCAAGACCUGCCCAGGGUGUUACCAAGGCUGGCCUUCUGAGUGAACUAAAAGCUGUGGAACAAGAGUCAUCGAAGCUUCGUAAGCAGCAGGCUGAGCUGGAGGAAGAAGAAAAGGAGAUUGAUGCCAAGCUGCGCUAUUUAGAGCUAGGCAUUACUCAGCGAAAAGAGACUAUGGUAAAGGAAAGGGAGAGGAGAGAAUUGGCCUACCUGCGAUGUAUGGGUGAUGCUCGAGACUAUAUGUCAGACAGCGAGCUCAAUAACCUUAGGAUGGCAGCUGCAACUGGAACCUUUGAUGCUAAUGGUUUGCUGACAAGGCCCAGCACUGCACCACUGAGUCAGUUUACGAAUGAUCUCAAUGCAACUUCUCAGUAUCCCUCAACUUCAACUUAUAUGUCUUAUCCAUACCCUCAAACGUCAACACAGCAGCCAGGCUCCUCUUACCAACAGAUAGGUUUUCAACCUCCUCAGUACCCUUCAUCCUCUGCACCACAGCCAGGAACGUUCCAGCCACAUCCCCCACCAGGCCCUGGAUAUCAGAACCAGGGAACCUAUUCCUCACGGAUGUAUGGCCAGUCCUCCUAUCAGACAGACAUGGGCAUGCAACAGCAUGGUCACCAGGGCUUCCAUCCACCUGCUCAACCUAUGCCAGGACAGAGCCUUCCUUACCCCACUCACACUUCCUACCAGCCUGGCCUCUCCUACCAGCCCCAGGCUGAGAUCCUUACAGUCCAUCAAAGACCAAGGCAAACUUCUUUGGCUGACCUUGAGCAAAAGCUUCCCACCAACUAUGAGGUCAUCAGCAACCCAGCAGUGUCAGUGGCCACAUCAGCUCCAGAUAGCAGCUAUGGUUCAGCCUAUAGCAACGCGUAUGGACAGUACCGCCCACCUGAGCCAGGCCUGACUCACUCUAUAGAAAGCCCCACCAGCUAUGCCACAGAUGGUCUCUACACCUCUAACUUAGAGCAGAGCAUUCCUAGGAACUAUGUUAUGAUUGAUGACAUCAGUGAGCUGACAAAAGACAGUAGUCAACCCACUGAUGUUCUGGGUCAUCCAGUCGGAGGGCGGUAUCGCAGUGAGAAUGGCCCAACCCGAGGAAGUGCAUAUGGUAGGCCUGAAGAUGAGUCUGUUGAUGCUUAUGGCAAGCCUACAGGUUCGACAGGUUACCAGACCACAGUUGACAGUCGCACUGGCACCACAGUGAGCGGAGGCUCUUCCUAUUACUAUGAUGAUUAUAAACACACAUCACGCAGCAGCUCUAGUAGCCACAAAUUAACAUCCAAGAAUCUCGCCCCUGCUGUAGUCUCCUCUAAACGUAGUAAGCACAGGAAACAGGGAAUGGAGCAAAAAAUUUCUAAAUUCUCCCCUAUUGAAGAAGCACGGGAUGUGGAGUCUGACCUUGCCUCUUACACAAUGACAACAUCAACAGGGGGCUCCUGUACAGUUGUGUCCAGAUCCAAGAAGCUUCAGGAUGAUGUCACCUAUGGAAUGAAGAAAAGUGCAUAUGACCAACAGAAAUACUAUGGCACCAGUCGUGAGGGCCUUGAGGAAGAGGAACGCAUGUAUAGCUCUGGUCGGUCCAGGUCUACAGGAUAUGGUAUGGACAAAAUUUCUUCCAGAGAUGCCACAGGCCACCGGAGUAAAUCCUAUGAAAGAGAUGCCAUGGAGCGGUCUCAGAGGAGCAGCCGCAGUGGAAGGCCUCCUAUGCGCCAGAAUUCAGAAGAGGAAAGCCCGCUCAGUCCUGUUGGGAAGCCUGUCGGCAUGGGAAGAACCUCUGGCAUCUCAGAAGCUCAUGAUGUAAGAAACCAGUACGGUUCCAGCCAUUCACUUCCAGAUGUGCAGGACCACCACAAGAAAGACCUGCCCAGGAGUCAUGUCUAUAAACCAGAUGACCCUUAUCUUGUAGAUGACAUGCACUGUGCUGUUUCUGACAGCGAAGCUUAUCAUUUGGGUCAAGAAGAGACUGACUGGUUUGAGAAGCCACGAGAGGCCCGUUCUGAUCGCUCAAGACAUCAUGGAAGUGGGAGUCACUCAUCCACAGGUAGACGUAGUAAACAUACCUACCAUGAUUAUGAUGAGCCUCCAGAGGAAUACUGUCCACAAGAUGAGUACAACCAACGCCACUCCUCCUCCACACCACGGGACCACCGUCACCACACCGGCAGCUCCGGCAGACACAGCUCUUCCCGCCACUCCUCGGAAGACUCCAGGUCCUCUCGAUCUUCCAGGACACACCCCAAAGACCCAUCUGGCCGUUCUGAUGGCCGGACCUCCUCAUCUACACAAAGAAGGAGUGGUGCAGACUCCCGUUCUGCAGGAAGCCCUCGGAACUCGGGAGACUUCUCUCGUGACUCACCACAUGGUCAUCACCAUGGCACUGGUGGUAGGAGUCAGAGGGGACAAGGAGAUCGCUCAACCUCCCGGAGACAGGAUCCCACUGCAGCAGGGCCUAAACCACAGCAACAGCAGCCCCCUCAGGGCCAUUCUGAGCAGCGAUCAGGUGGACAGGACCAGUCUGGGAGACAUCUAGGCACUGAACCACUUGAUGUUAACCAGCAGGCCCAGCAGCAGCAGCAGCAGCAUCAGCAGCAGCAGCAGCAGCAGCAGCAGCAUCAGCAUCAGCAGCAGCAUCAGCAGAGUGCACAACAGCAACAGCAACCGCCGCAGCAUGGCCAGACACAAAGCAGCCAUCCCAUAACAACAAGUGCAGGGGCUGUACCAGCACAGCAGCAACCCAAAUCUGGCCAAGCUCCAUCACAGGGACGCCAGCCUGGAGUAGGGUCUGCAGCAGGGCAGCCACCUGCAACAGCAAAACAGGAUGCCACACCUGCAGCAGCUGCCACAGGAAUGAAACCUGCAGCAGGAAUCCCAAUAGCACCUCAGCCUACCAAAAUAGCAACACCGCCUCUAACAGGCAUUGGCUCUAAGGCUGCCCCUGUUGGGAUCGGUAGCAAACCAGGAGGUAUAGGCAGCGCAGGAGCAGGUCAGGCACCUGCUGAAGGGGAAAAUGUUCUCACCAAAAUCCUACAAGGAGGGGCUGCAGAGCAAGCAGGAAAACUAGGAGAUGCUUUGUCUGGCCUUGGGAAGAAGUUCACUUCAUUCUGGUGAACUAAAGAGAGGAGGGGUAUGAAGAGUGGAAAUAAGAUGGAUUGGUAGCUUUGUACUGGAAAAACCUAUGAAACUGCUUUAAUACAUUUCACUUUAUGAAGGAAAUAGAGGAAUGCUGAAUGCAUCAAGGUGGAAUCAAAGGAUGCCUUGUCAGCACUCAAUUCCCCAGACAUGGGUGCAUGGCUGAAGUCGAUUAAAUAAGGGUGAUCGCUUCGUCAGCACAGUUUUACAAGACACAAGCAGAGGGCUGAAAGUGGACAAUGGUCAGUAAUAAUGAGGAUGAAGGGAACUUAAGAGAGUGUGAAAGGGGACAAGUCAUACUUCUCUUGCCUUUUCUGGAAAAAAAAAUAAUCCUCCUGGGACCUGUGUGACAGUAAAAUCCCCACUAACUGAGAAAGGUGGCUAUCAUAGGGGAAAUUGAGCAUGUUCAUCCUUGCGUGUCCCUUCUUUGAAGCUGCUCAAUAAAGAAAGCCUCACAGCGCCCUCUACAGGGAGGAUGAUGCAACACCACUCAUGUCGUUCAGGGAUGCUUGAUUCUACUUUGAUGUCUUCAGAACAUUUUCCUGCAAAACAUGGUGAAAAUCAAGAAAAAGAAGACAGAUUUCAUAGGUUUUCCUUGUACCAAAGAGACCAAUCUUAGCCCUAAAAAUAACACCACUUACCAGGAGCAGAACAGGCACAUCACGGCAAUGACAACCAACCUGAUGACUCCACUAAAAUUCUUCAAGGCUUGGUUUCUCUGAUCUCUACAGUACAUUCCAGUAUAGGGAAAAUUACCCUGUCUUUGAAUGUGUUUUUAUUUGUCCUUUUUGUUUCAGUGUCUACAGAAUGCAUUGUGUAAAUGUGGACAUGAGAAUGCACGCACAAAUGAAAAACUGGGGGAAAAAAAAAAAAAAAAGCCCAUAUCAAUACUUUUUCACCACCUCGAAGAUGCCGCUAGUCAUUAGCUGUAGGUUUUUAGGAAAGGGAAUUACUACCAGUGUGCCCACAUGUGUGAGAUUCACAUGGAUGAGAGGACCAAAUGAAAGAGUGGCCACGGCUCUUUAUUAGCCAUCACGAAGCCAUCGUUAUAUUCAGCCCCAGAGCCUUCUGGGACUUUAUCCUGUUUUGUUGAUUUGUCUAAUUUUUUUAGUUUCUUUUCAUUUUGCCUGAUAUUCACUGAAUGGAAGAGCCUUAUUCGGUACAUGUUUUACUUGUAUACCUCAUAUGUUUGAAACGUUCAUAUUGUCACAUUUGUUUUUACACUGUAUACUAUUGUAUGUACAUAAGACAAACCAGAGAUCUAAUUAUGUAAAUUUGUUGUUUGUGUAUUUAAUGAAUCACUUUCCAGUGACUUUCUUUUUUUCUUUUAUUUUUUGUUAUGUGGUUUUCUUUGGUAAACUUUUUAUUCAUAUUAACUAUUUUUCACUUUUUAUUUAUUUGAAUCUCCGAUUUUCUGCAUCAGAUAAUUUGCUUAUUGAUUUUUAAAGCAAUAGCAUGCAGAAAUGCUAUAUAGCACAAUGUGUAAAUGUAGUUUAAAGUAGUGAAGGGUAUUCUCAAAUACUUCUGUCAAUAAAUAGCCGUAAUACAAUUUGUCAGAGGGUUUACAAUCACAGUACCAUGUACAAACAUGCAUGAUAUAUGCAGACGCAUAAGAGCAUGCAGACGGGUACGAACACACUCACACUUUCUCCUCCUUUCUUUUUCUCACUAUCUCUCUACCUAUUUCUUGCAAACACACACACACACACACUGUUACACACUUUACAUCCCUGUUACACUUCAGAGCCAAGGUUAAUUGAGUUCUCACCAAAUAGACCUGCUAACCUCCUGCUGAUUGAUGAGGUUACCAAUUCACCAACGAGUUGAUCUCACUAACAAGCUGGGCCCACUGCCUCUAUUUGUGCAAAGACACACACGCACAUAUGCAGACACACACAUAUGCAGACACACGCACACACACACACACACACACACACGCACACACACACACACACACACACACACACACAGAUACAGGAGAGGACGAAAGCAAUUAUCAAUUCAAAUGUUCUAUGCAAUGACUCAUUUUGAACCUGGAAGUGAUUCAGCCUAAAACAGUUUAUUAUCAUCACUGUACUCACAAGAAAACAACAGUUACGAACUACGAUAGUAGAAAAAAGUACUGAAAAUGUUUUUACUUAGCAACUUGUCUGUAUGAAUUUGAAUAUUGAAUAUUGACCUAGAUUUUUCUUUUUUUUCGUGGCAUGUUUUGACCCCUCACUCCCCGCAUGGGGGACUUGUUGCCAAAGGGUAAACUGUGUUAGACUGUCGGUUUUGAAUGUCCACCAUCAUGUUGCUUUGAAGCAUGGGUUUGCUUGGCUUUGUCUGGCUGUUUGUAAGCCCUCAUUCAGUUUUUGUGCGUUUUGGCUGACCUGGGCUCCUCAGUGUUUGGCUUGCAGUGACUGUCCGUGCUGCUAUAAAACCUGUGAUACAGAUGGUCAGCACUCCUCAUUAAUAUGUGUCAAUGUACAUAUUGGGUGUCAGUAUAACCUGUAAGGAUGAAUGGAAUGCUUCUAUCAGAUAUUUCAUUGUUGAUUAACCCACUCAGCAGCCAAGCCAUUGGAAAGGUGCAUGAUUAGAAAUUAUAUUCUUGGAAGUUGUACCUGAUUAUUAAAAAAAAAAGGUAAGGCAUGAUUUCACCAAGGUUUGCCUAACAAACCUUGACUUUCACUGGCCAAUGUAGAGAAUAAUAAUGAGUAAAAUGUUCAGCCAGUCAUUCACAAAUCAGGGCAUGUCAUUUUGAAAGCACAAGCCUGACUGGUAGCACUCGAUGCUCGAUGAAACACAGAAAUAUUGAGGAUGCGUGACAGUGCCUCGGUAUAUCAAAACACGGUGAGGGUCGAUGAUGAGGUGCGAAUCAGCCUUCAGUGCAGCCACCUGGAUUAACAGAAGGGCAGACAGGCACAUUCUCACAUUCUUACUGUAAAUAUAAAUUCGUUCCUCUGUACAGCUUUUGAGUUUUGAGUACGGCUGUCAUGUGCAUCCCCAUGCCGUAUUUGCUGCCAACUUUUGUGUAUAAAAAGAAUAUUUAUUAUCACAAUAAUGAGGAUGACGAAACUAAUGAUGAGGAUGAUCAUUAAUAUUGCAUAAGCAUAGUGUAUGUGGCUGACUUGUAUUGACUGUUUACAACAGUGGAACAAAACUUGUAUUCAGAAACAUAUCCAGUCUCUGUGGAGUUUCUAUACAUAUUGUAUUUGUUAAACAAGAAAAAAAAACCUCCAUGGCAAUUGCAGAGUAGAAUGCCUUUGUCAGACUAUCAGGAGGUCCUUGUUUUGAUGGGUGUGAUCUGCAAGGUGAUGAAGGAAAGCAACUGAAAAAAGAAACUAAAAACCUGGAAAAUGUCAUUCACUGUUGUAAGUGCAAUGGGCAAAAUGUCAGUCGUGUAUCCAUUGUGAAACCUUGUGUUCUAUUCAGUGUAUUCCUGUAAACAGAGUAAAUUUUGGUGCAUCAUGUCAAGUAAUGUGAUUAAUGAAAAUAUUGACCCUGCAAUUUCCAAACAGAGAAAAUAAUAAAAAGAAAAGGAAUAUAUUGUGA